CGCCCGCACUGACGCCGCCGCCCACACCCGCGCCCGCCGCCAUGCCGCCCCUCGCCCCCGCGCUCCGCCGGAAGGUGGACGAGCUCUUCCUGCGCUGGCUCAGCGACCCCGACACCCAGCGCGCGCUGCACGACGGGCUGCGCCGCAUCCGGGACGCCGCCCCCCAUGACGUCACCGCAGACGCCGCCAGGGCCGCGGGGCACGCCGGGAGACGCCGGGACACGCCCCCGGCCCCAGCCACGCCCCCGGCCACGCCCCCGAUCCCGGCCACGCCCCCGCCUGGGGACGGAACCUGCGCGCCGCCCCUCGGACCCGCCCACCGCGGGAAGGCCCCGCCCCCCGCCGUCCCCGCCUCCCUCUUCCCCCGGCCCCGCCCCCCACCCGACGCCGACUCCGCCCCCCCCGCCGACGUGGCGGCCGCCGUGGCCCGCGUGGAGCGCGCGUUCGCCCGGUGCCCCGGGGAGAGGGCGGGGCCCGGGGACAUGGCCGCCGUGGCCCAGGUGGGUGUGGCCGGGGGCGGGGCCGGGGGCGGGGGCGGGGCGGGGGCGGGGCAGAGGGCCGGGCCGGGGGACAUGGCCGCCGUGGCCCAGGUGGGUGUGGCCGGGGGCGGGGCCGGGGGCGGGGCCGGGGCCGGGGACAUGGCCGCCGUGGCCCAGGCCUGCGGCUGCCCGCUGUACUGGAAAGGCCCGCUCUUCCACGCCGCGGGCGGCGAGCGCGCGGGCUCCGUGUCCGUCCACGCCUUCGUGGCCAUGUGGAGGAAGGUCCUCCUGACCUGUCACGACGACGCGUCCAAGUUCGUGCAGCUGCUGGGGACGCCGGGGCGCGGCGGGCUGGGGCCCGAGGACUUCGUGCCCUUCCUGCGGGACGUGGUCGACACCCACCCCGGGCUGUCGUUCCUGAAGGAGGCCUCGGAGUUCCACUCGUGCUACAUCACCACGGUCAUCCAGAGGAUCUUCUACACCGUGAACAGGUCGUGGUCGGGGCGGAUCACGUGCGCGGAGCUGCGCCAGAGCCGCUUCCUGCAGGAGGUGGCCCGGCUGGAGGCGGAGCCCGACACCGACCGGCUGACCGCGUUCUUCUCCUACGCGCACUUCUACGUCAUCUACUGCAAGUUCUGGGAGCUCGACGCCAACCACGACCUCAGGAUCGACGCGCGCGACCUGGGGCGCCACGGCGACCACGCCAUCUCCUCCCGGAUGAUCGACAGGAUCUUCUCGGGCGCCGUGACGCGGGCCCGGCGGAGGGACGGGACGAUCGGCUACGCGGACUUCGUGUGGUUCCUGCUGUCGGAGGAGGACAAGACCACGCCCACCAGCAUCGAGUACUGGUUCCGCUGCAUGGACCUGGACGGCGACGGCGUGCUCUCCGCGUCCGAGCUCGCGCACUUCUACGAGGAGCAGGCGCGGCGCCUGGAGGCCCGGGGCGUGGAGCCGCUGCCCUUCCGCGACUGCGUGUGCCAGGUGCUCGACAUGGUGCGGCCGCGCACGCCCGGGCGCAUCACGCUGCGGGACCUGAAGCGCUGCGGCCUGGCGGGCGCCGUGUUCGACGCCUUCUUCAGCGUCCACAAGUUCCUGGAGCGCGAGCAGCGGGAGUGGGCGUGGCCGCCCGCGGAGGCCCCCGGCGACGGCCCCGCCCCCACGCCCUGGGACCGCUACGCGGCCGCGGAGUUCGAGGCCCUGGUGGCCGAGGAGGAGGAGGAGGCGGCGGCCGCGGCGGGGGCGGAGCCCUGGGGGGACGACGACGACAGUGACGGGCCGGACCCCGCCCCCGUGGAGAGGCCGCUGUUCCAGCUGGAGGACGAGGACGACGAUGACCCGCUGUGA
Peromyscus eremicus (cactus mouse) is the source of this 1823-nucleotide messenger RNA. Its product is annotated as serine/threonine-protein phosphatase 2A regulatory subunit B'' subunit delta-like. The transcript is spliced from 13 exons. NCBI's taxonomy places the organism in Eukaryota, Metazoa, Chordata, Mammalia, Rodentia, Cricetidae. Bases 42 to 1823 code for a protein of 593 amino acids. The record is from RefSeq and is a predicted model, not a curated record. Gene Ontology annotation, cellular component: protein phosphatase type 2A complex. Gene Ontology annotation, molecular function: protein phosphatase regulator activity; calcium ion binding. Gene Ontology annotation, biological process: protein dephosphorylation.